AUGCUCCCCCCCGACCCCUCAAUCCUACCCUCCCUCCUCGGGCCCCCUCCGCCCCCAGAAGCCGCAGACGGCAUCUCCCGCUGGGCAGUCAAGAACCCGCCAAAAGACCCAACCCUCUCCUUCGCCGGCAAAACCGUCCUCGUCACAGGCUCCAACACCGGCUUAGGCUACGAAGCAGCCUUGAAAUUCGCCAACCUCGGCGCAACACUCAUCCUCGCAGUCCGCACGCCCUCCAAAGGCGAAACCGCAAAGACGAGGAUAUUAGCAGCAACAGGCGUGCCCAGCACGCGUAUAUCGGUUCUGCAACUCGACAUGUCAACCUUCGCCUCGAUCCGCACCUUCCUGGCCACUCUCACAUCCACCACCCCAGUCCUGCACAUCGCACUCCUGAACGCCGGGCUCGCGGCGCCGAAGUUCGAACGAUCGCCUGAUGGCUGGGAGAUGGCUCUUCAGGUAAACGUGCUUAGCACGGCGUUUCUCGCGCUGGGACUCCUGCCAUUGCUGCGCGCGACGGCAAAGCAGACGGGCGGGCCGGGACAAGUGACGUUUACCAACUCUGCGGGCCAUCGACGGGCGAAGGGCGCUGAGAUGGCGGUUCCGGAGGGGACGUCGAUCCUGGAGACGUUCAACCGGCCGGAGUUUUUCAGUCUGGCGAAGAAUUACAUGUUGAUAAAACUGCUGGGUAUGUACGUGAUGCGCGGGUUGCACGAGCAGUUCUCGGUGAAUGAGGUGGGGGAGCGGGAUGUGCUUUUUAAUGCGUGUUGUCCUGGGUAUUGUAGGACGGAGUUGGGGCGGGAGAUGCCGUGGUAUGUUAAUGGGAUUACGAGGGCGGUGCAGAGUUUUUAUGGGAGGAGUGCUGAGGAGGGGGGGAGGAGCUUGGUUAGUGCGACGAGGGUGGGGAUAGAGGGGGCGGGGAGGUUUUGGAGUAAUGAUUGGUUUACGGAGAUGGGAGAGUUGGUUACUAGUGAGGAGGGGAAGAGGUUGCAGGUUAGGGCUUGGAAGGAGAUUUUGGAGGUUUGUAGGAAGGAGGGGCUUGAGAAGGGUGUGUGA
Messenger RNA from Glarea lozoyensis ATCC 20868, 1050 nucleotides. Its product is annotated as NAD(P)-binding Rossmann-fold containing protein. Bases 1 to 1050 code for a protein of 349 amino acids. The transcript is spliced from 3 exons. NCBI's taxonomy places the organism in Eukaryota, Fungi, Ascomycota, Leotiomycetes, Helotiales, Helotiaceae. The record is from RefSeq and is a predicted model, not a curated record.